AUGGCUCCUAUUGAUCAGUUGUUUGACAUUCCUGCCGACUUUGAUAUGGACUUUGUCGACCCUGAGCCUGUUAUAGCACCAGAGCCUGUCGUUGACCAUGACCCUGUCCUUGAUGAUGCAGCAGCUAUUGCACCGCCUGAUGUGGAUGCACCAGCUCUUGCACCACCCAUUGUUGACCUUCCCAUUGUUGCACCACCAGUGGUGGAUGAUCCUAUUGCUGAUGCACCUUUACCUGAUCCCGUGCCAGCAUUGGUUGACCGUGCACCUUUCGCUGCUCACAGCGAUCCUCGUUGUGCUGACACCCGUAACGGGUGGAUCGAGGAUGAUGAUGACUAUCCACCGUUUUUGCUACCCGUCACUCCUCCCGUAGCACCUGUUUCCGCACCUAUUGAUGUUUCAUUGUUUCCCCCACACACCCCUGACGUCCAUCGCACUGAUCUUCCUAUCACAUUCCUCCAGGACAUUCCACCACCUCGUCCUGGGGAGGGUUCAUCGUGGCAGCCACUUGUUUUUGUUCCACCUGUAUCGGCAUCUGUUCCUUUCAUGUCCUAG
Molecule: messenger RNA, 552 nt
Organism: Helianthus annuus (common sunflower)
Lineage: Eukaryota; Viridiplantae; Streptophyta; Magnoliopsida; Asterales; Asteraceae
Product: 36.4 kDa proline-rich protein-like
Exons: 1
Coding region: 1-552 (183 amino acids)
Source: RefSeq, a predicted model, not a curated record